Messenger RNA from Cryptomeria japonica (Japanese cedar), 2758 nucleotides. Its product is annotated as sulfate transporter 3.1. Gene Ontology annotation, cellular component: membrane. Lineage: Eukaryota; Viridiplantae; Streptophyta; Pinopsida; Cupressales; Cupressaceae. The coding region runs from base 442 to 2583 and encodes 713 amino acids. The transcript is spliced from 14 exons. The record is from RefSeq and is a predicted model, not a curated record. Gene Ontology annotation, biological process: transmembrane transport.
UAAAGCAAUGGCUUAUGUUGUUUUAAGCUAGGUAGGUUAUGUUAAUGCCCACCGCAUCAGAAAUCCAGCCUUUUUAUGGCAUGGAGUAUGGAAGAAAGGAAAGGCCUAUCCAGAUGUGAAGAUGAAUGCAUAGAAGUUAAUUUGAUUGCAGAAGAGGUUCCCUAUUUGAACUGUGGCAGAUGGCCUUUUACUGACUUGGGGACCUCUUUCCACCAUAAAGAAGGCCUUAUCAAGACCGAGCAUACAAAAGCCUUGGAGCCAAGUGUAUUCCUGCACCUCUGAUUCACCAUUUGUCAUUGAUUCAUCACUAUAAAAAGAGCCUGCACUUCCUGUAUCUCUGAUUCUCAAUUAAAUUAUCCAGAACAAUAUAUCUGAUCAGGUAUAGUUGAGUUAUAGAUAAAAACCCAGAGAAAAAAAGUUAGAGAUUAGGUGAGUGCAAAUAUGAGUGUCUCUGAGGAAGGAGUUCAUGCUUUUGGGUGUUCUGGUGUUGUUGGAGGUGAUAUUGAGAUGUCUUCUGUUCACAGAGUUAGUAUCAGGCCUCCAGAAAGGAUGCUGAAAUCUGUUAGGGACUCUUUAAAAGAGACCCUUUUCCCUGAUGAUCCCUUCAAACAGUUUAAGAACCAGCCUGCCAAAAGAAAGUUUUUGCUGGGAGUUCGAUAUUUUUUUCCAAUUCUUGAAUGGGCCCCCAGAUAUUCCCUGAAGCUUUUCAGGUCGGAUCUUAUCUCUGGUAUAACCAUAGCCAGCCUUGCAAUACCACAGGGUAUAAGUUAUGCAAAGCUAGCCAAUCUUCCUCCUAUCGUUGGGCUCUAUUCUUGCUUUGUUCCACCAUUGAUAUAUGCAGUUUUUGGGAGCUCAAGGGACAUUGCAUUGGGAACAGUGGCCAUUGCAUCAAUUAUUUUAGGCUCAUCACUUUCCAAGGUGGUCUCCCCAACAGAAGACCCAGAGCUUUAUUUCCACUUGGCCUUGACUACAACCUUGUUUGCUGGAAUUUUCGAAGCAGGCAUGGGCAUUUUCAGGUUGGGAUUCAUCAUAGACUUUCUGUCACAUCCAACUAUAGUAGGUUUUAUGGGUGGAACUGCUACAGUUGUAUCUCUUCAACAGCUAAAAGGUGUUCUUGGGCUCAAGAAUUUUACUAAAGAGACAGACAUAGUGUCUGUUAUGCGUUCAAUAUGGGGACAAACUGACAAGUGGCAAUGGGAGACCAUAGUGCUUGGAAUAAUAUUUCUCUGCUUUUUACUCGUCGCUCGUUACAUUAGUAAGAGGAGAAGCAGACUAUUCUGGAUUUCUGCACUUGCUCCUCUAACAUGUGUAAUUGUUGGCACCUUGGUGGCCUUUGCUACACAUGCUGAGAAAAGGGGUGUUGACAUUGUUGGUCACUUGAAAAGUGGCUUAAACCCAGUGACUAUCAGUGACUUUGUCUUUGAUGGAAAAUAUCUGAAGACUGUAGUACAAACAGCACUGAUAAGUGGGCUUGUCACACUCAGUGAAGGAAUAGCAAUUGGUAGAAGUUUCGGAUUGAUUAAUAACUACCAUAUUGAUGGCAAUAAAGAGAUGAUUGCCAUUGGCAUGAUGAACAUUAUAGGUCCCUGUUUCUCUUGUUACCUCACAACGGGUGUCUUUUCAAGGUCAGCUGUGAACUUCAAUGCUGGCUGCAAGACAGUAGUAUCAAACAUUGUGAUGGCCAUUGGAGUGAUGUUAACUCUUCUCUUCUUGACUCCGCUCUUUCACUACACUCCCCUUGUAGUCCUGUCAUCCAUUAUAAUCUCAGCCAUGCUUGGGUUAAUUGAUAUAGCAGGAGCUUAUCAUCUCUGGCAGGUGGACAAAAUUGAUUUCUUAGUCUGCAUGGGAGCUUUUUUUGGAGUGGUCUUUGGAGAUAUUGAAAUUGGUCUUAUCACAGCGGUGGUCAUUUCUAUCUUGAGAUUGAUACUGAACGUUUCAAGGCCUCGUACUGUAGCUCUUGGAAAUAUCCCGAACACCACAAUAUACAGAGAUACUGAGCAGUAUACAGAUGCCACAAGGGUUCCAGGAAUUAUCAUUCUACGCAUUGAUUCUCCAAUAUAUUUUGCCAACUCAAACUACUUGAGAGAAAGGCUAAUGAGAUGGAUAGAGGAUGAAAAGGAUCUUCGGGUUAAUGAAGAUAUAUUACACUAUGUUAUUCUGGAUAUGUCCUCUGUGCCCAACAUUGACACCAGUGGAAUAAGAAUGUUGCAAGAGCUUAAGAAGAACCUUGAUAACAAACAUCUUCAGCUAGCAUUGGCCAACCCUGGUGUGGGUUUGAUGGAAAAAUUCAUCAAGGCAAAGUUCACUGAAUUUCUGGGACAAAACUGGUUGUUUCUCACAAUUUCUGAGGGUGUGACAAUCUGCAAUUCCUUUAUAAAUGAUUGUAAAUCGGAUAUCGAUGAUAAUAACGAGGGCGGUGACAAAGAUGAAUUAAAUGUCCAUUACACGGCAGCAAGACAAGAAAGAAAGCCAGUUGAGAUAACAAGGCACUCCAAAGCAUGGCAUUCAAUUUCCAUCACACUUACCAGAAGCUCAGAAAAUUUGCAAUGUCACUGUCAUAUAAAAAUGCCUAGCUGGUUUUAAGAGUUAGAGAAGGCUUAUAACUUCAAAGAUGCCCGGUCUUUUUGUUUCAUAAUCUAUAUUCUUGGGAAUCAAAUGGAAGAAAUCCAGUUUGUUCAACUCAAUGCACCAAAUUGUGUCUCAUUUCAUCAAAAAUGAUACCAUUUUAGGCGAUGACAGUAAAUGAUUUUUGGUUGUA